Olea europaea var. sylvestris is the source of this 1559-nucleotide messenger RNA. Its product is annotated as phosphoribulokinase, chloroplastic-like. The coding region runs from base 161 to 1375 and encodes 404 amino acids. Gene Ontology annotation, cellular component: chloroplast; cytoplasm. The record is from RefSeq and is a predicted model, not a curated record. The transcript is spliced from 5 exons. Gene Ontology annotation, molecular function: phosphoribulokinase activity; ATP binding. NCBI's taxonomy places the organism in Eukaryota, Viridiplantae, Streptophyta, Magnoliopsida, Lamiales, Oleaceae. Gene Ontology annotation, biological process: carbohydrate metabolic process.
GUGACACCAUCAAAUUAAACAACUUCCUAUCCAAACAAAACUGCCUUCUUUCAUUCUGUGUCUCACAUUUUUUUCAUUAAUUUGUAGAAAUAAUAAAAAUUCCCACAAUUCAUGUCUCAAUAAUAUUCCACUCCACACCAUUUCUUGGACUAGAGAGAAAAUGGCAGUUUCCACAGUGUACACAGUUAAAUCUCUCAAUUCUACUUGUUCAAUCUCAAAACCCACAAAAACCCACUUGGGAUUCAACCAAAAACAGCUAGUUUUCUUCAAGAAAACCACCACCACAACCACCAGGAGACCCACCACUGUAAUAACAUGCUCUGCCGGCGACACGGUGGUGAUUGGUUUAGCAGCAGACUCUGGCUGCGGAAAAAGCACCUUCAUGCGGCGGUUGACGAGUGUCUUCGGCGGCGCAGCGGAGCCACCCAAGGGCGGCAACCCUGACUCCAACACACUGAUUAGUGACACCACUACUGUGAUUUGUUUAGAUGAUUAUCAUUCACUGGACAGAACUGGGAGAAAAGAGAAGGGAGUUACUGCACUUGAUCCCAGAGCAAAUAAUUUUGAUCUUAUGUAUGAACAGGUUAAGGCGAUUAAAAGUGGAGUUCCUGUGGAGAAACCUAUUUAUAAUCAUGUCACUGGUUUAAUUGACCCUCCUGAGUUGAUCAAGCCACCCAAGAUUUUUGUUAUUGAAGGAUUGCACCCAAUGUAUGAUGCCCGUGUGAGAGAACUCUUGGACUUCAGUAUCUAUUUGGACAUUAGCAAUGAGGUCAAAUUCGCAUGGAAAAUUCAGAGGGAUAUGGCUGAGAGAGGACACAGUCUUGAAAGCAUUAAAGCUAGUAUUGAAGCCAGGAAACCAGAUUUUGAUGCUUACAUUGAUCCACAAAAGCAAUAUGCGGAUGCAGUUAUUGAAGUGUUGCCAACACAACUCAUUCCUGAUGACAAUGAAGGGAAGGUUUUAAGGGUAAGAUUGAUUAUGAAAGAAGGGGUGAAAUAUUUCAACCCUGUUUACCUCUUUGAUGAAGGUUCCACCAUUUCAUGGAUACCUUGUGGAAGAAAGUUGACAUGUUCGUACCCAGGCAUCAAAUUCUCUUACGGCCCCGAAACCUACUUUGGGCAUGAGGUGUCGGUGUUGGAGAUGGACGGGCAGUUCGACAGACUAGAUGAGCUGAUCUACGUAGAAAGCCAUCUGAGCAACCUUUCGUCCAAGUUCUACGGCGAAGUCACACAACAAAUGUUGAAGCAUGCGGAUUUCCCCGGCAGCAACAAUGGCACAGGAUUCUUCCAAACAAUUGUUGGCUUGAAAAUCAGAGACCUCUUUGAGCAGAUAGUUGCUAGCAAAACUGGAGCUCCAUUGGAAGCUACUAAGGCAUAAGAUAUGCCUAUAAUGCAUGUUUGGUACGGUGCAUAAUUAGACAGUAUGAUGGAUGAGAUUUUAAAUUAUUUUUCUUCUUUAAUACUAUCCAAUAUUAAUUAAUCCGUCGACCACACCCAAUAACUAGUCCAUGUUUGUCAAAAAUUAUAGUUGCUUAUAAUUUGAUCCAACUCUAUUUUAUUCA